CGCUGAUACCCCUAAGUAUACCCGUACCCACGAUGGUCGACAAGUUUGGUGACGGAAUGCCCGCCUCAAGGCCUCAUGAAUCUCGCGGAACGAGAAGGACUGCAAUCGAUUUAAAAUAGGCCUACUCUCCCUCGUGACUUAGUCAGACGAUCCCCUUUCUCGCAUGAUUACCUGUUAUGAGGAGUCUGAACCGCUUUGUUCUGAACGCUUUCACAACCAGACGGGCUCCCACUCUUCACCGCACUUUCCACUCCGCAACUCCAGUCACAAUGCCUCGCACCGCUGCGACAGAGAGCUUCAAGUUUAACCACACCAUGAUCCGCAUCAAGGAUCCGAAGGUGUCCUUACCGUUCUACAUGGAUCAGAACAUGGGUGACUUCACCCUCUACUUCCUGGCCUAUGACCACGGCGAUGGGAUCGCCUCUCUCCCGGCCGAGCAGAAGGCUAAGGCUCGCAUCCUUGAGCUCACGCACAACCAUGGCACAGAAUCCGACGCAAGCUUCCAAGGCUACGCUAGUGGGGUUUUGGCCAUAUCGCUAUUACCUGUGAACAAUAUCGAGGAGGCAUGUGCGCGCUUUGAAAGCCUCGGCGUUCCCUUCAAAAAGCGUCUCACUGAUGGUAAGAUGAGGAACAUCGCCUUCAUCCUGGAUCCCGAUGGCUACUGGGUGGAGAUCGUUCCUCAGGCCUUGAGCCUGUGAGUUUGGAGGGGAACGUUGUAGAGCAAAUGGAAGGCUGAUGUUGAUAAAACAUUGUAUCAAAGUUAGCGCUCGUAUUGAACGUACGUGUCUAACAACUUUCGAACGAUGCUAUGAAGUCACAUUGCAUCGACGGCUGAGGAAACAUCC
This is a messenger RNA of Suillus paluster, 845 nucleotides long. Its product is annotated as Glyoxalase/Bleomycin resistance protein/Dihydroxybiphenyl dioxygenase. The record is from RefSeq and is a predicted model, not a curated record. Lineage: Eukaryota; Fungi; Basidiomycota; Agaricomycetes; Boletales; Suillaceae. The transcript is spliced from 6 exons. The coding region runs from base 177 to 698 and encodes 173 amino acids.